Molecule: messenger RNA, 7418 nt
Organism: Thalassophryne amazonica
Lineage: Eukaryota; Metazoa; Chordata; Actinopteri; Batrachoidiformes; Batrachoididae
Gene: mllt10
Product: MLLT10 histone lysine methyltransferase DOT1L cofactor
Exons: 19
Coding region: 203-3325 (1040 amino acids)
Biological process (GO): regulation of transcription by RNA polymerase II
Cellular component (GO): nucleus
Molecular function (GO): histone binding; nucleosome binding
Source: RefSeq, a predicted model, not a curated record
UCUUCUUAUUCUUGCCGUUGAGCCGUGAUCGUGGAAGUGGAUGUUUUGGUGAGAAUAUAAGGUGUUUGAAAGAGACGUAAACACGCUUAAAACAUGACUUUUCGAACGAGCGGGACCUAAGGUGGCGGAAAGCAGCGCGCCUCGGCCUGACAUUUGUUGUGGUUUCUGCUGGUGUUCCUCCGCAUGCUUGCCGUGCUCGUAGAUGGUUUCGGGCGAGCGUUGUCUAGCGGCGGACGACGACUUCUCGACGAAUAACAUGAAGGAGAUGAUCGGUGGGUGCUGCGUGUGCUCAGACGAGAGAGGUUGGGCAGAAAACCCGCUGGUCUACUGCGACGGACACGGCUGUAAUGUGGCCGUGCACCAAGCCUGCUACGGCAUCGUGCAGGUGCCCACUGGUCCGUGGUUCUGCAGAAAAUGUGAAUCUCAGGAGCGAGCAGCCCGUGUGAGGUGUGAACUGUGUCCUCAUAAAGACGGCGCCCUCAAACGGACAGACAACGGAGGCUGGGCUCAUGUGGUGUGUGCUCUCUACAUACCUGAGGUGGAGUUUGCUAACGUCUCCACUAUGGAGCCCAUCGUACUUCAGUCUGUGCCGCAUGAGCGCUACAACAAGACGUGUUACAUAUGUGAGGAUCAGGGCAGAGAGAGCAAAGCAGCCACUGGAGCCUGUAUGACCUGCAACAAACAUGGCUGCCGACAGGCCUUCCAUGUCACAUGUGCCCAGUUUGCCGGGUUGUUGUGUGAGGAACAAGGAUCAGACGCGGACAAUGUCAAGUACUGUGGAUACUGCAAAUACCACCACAGCAAAUUAAAACACAAGGAGCGGGACAGACACAAACCGAGGCAUAAGAAGACCUCCAUGGACAUGUCACCCUCCUUGGUUCUCCCAAACAUCAUGGUCCCAGACAAGACCUACAACAGCAGCGGUUCCGCCGGAGCCAUCACAACUCUGCCUGCCGCUGCGCAAAAGCGUCUGGAUGAUAGCGCUGCCCGCUUCACCAACGCCAACUUUCAGGAAGUGCCGCCUUCUCACUCCGGCGGCGGUCCCAAGGACAGCUUGGCUGCCGACGUGGGAAAGGCGGCCUCUGAGGUGAAGAACAAGAAAAGCAGCGGUGGGAGUCACGCUGUAGGACAGAGGGGUGGCCGCAAAUCUCUCACUUCUUCCUCAGGGAAACUCCUCCCCUCAGCCGUGGUCACCAUGGCAGCAUCCUCCACAUCUGUCGCCACGUCCGCUGGGCCCUUCCUUCAAGGCAUCCUUUUGCCUAAUGCUAGCAAGAUGUCCUCUGCUGCUUCCUCCACCGAAUUUUUGAGUUUCUCCGAUCCAGUGUUGCGUCCCGGGGGCGGAACCACCUUCUCUUCCCCGCCAACUUUCAGCAGCUGUCUUGUGAAGCCUAGCUCAGAGGGUGGAGUCUCUGAAGGAACCACAACACUCUUUGGGUCUCUCAUGUCUGCCACUGCAACGUCUGGAGUUGGCGGGAAGCUGUAUGAAAAUUCCCACAGUCUCUCAUCUGCUGAUUCAACAACCCUGGGUACUGCCGGUUUCAAACGGGCCCAACCCGCUGCCUCAGGUCCAGGGAUCGGAGGAGCAGCACCAGCAGGAGAAGAUGGGAUUAAGAAGAAAAAAAAGGGCAACUGGCGAAAUCGAUUUGGACCUUGUUUCACCACAGAUGUGAAGCCUUCAGAGGCAGCUCCGCCCCUGACGCUCCCAGCGUCCUCCACACCAAACAGUAGCGCCUGCACCCUCUCCCCAUCCUCCUCCACGUCAUCAUCGCUUUCAGGCCGGCCAGGCUUGGUUUCCACAAGUGGAUUAGGAGUCGGGGUGACAGGAGACAGAGGCUUAGGAGUCAUCGGUGUCAGCAGUGGGGUUCAGAAAUCCCCAUCACUCCUUAGGAAUGGAAGUCUGCAGAGUAACAGCAGCUCCACAAACACAGGUCCAGGUGUUUUCUCCACCACCGAUGUGUCGUCAUCGUGCACAGGAGUCGGAUCCGCAGAGUCUGGGCAGCAGCACCAGGCCACACCGUCUCUUGCCCCUCCCUCUCCCUUCACUACCACGGCACCGCUAACCAGCACAGCCUCAACGCACAUGAGCGGCCUGCCGGGCUCCGUCUUUAACCUGGCUCCUUCCCACAUGUUUGGGAAUCGUCUCAACCCAAAUUCCGCCAUGGCAGCGCUCAUCGCCCAGUCUGAGACCUCGCCUGCAGAUCAGGAGGGGGGAGACGGCGGCACUCAGAGCUUCUCCAUAAGAGCUUCACCCAAGACCACCCCGCGCUCUCCCAUUGGUGGCCUGCAGAUCCGUUAUGACUCCUCGGGGUCGUUGCCGGGGCCAGGGCUGGGGUUGCUAGGAACGGGGGCAGGAGGCAGCAGCGGCGGAGAUACGCUGCCCCCGGUGGCCACCAGCAUAGAGCAGCUACUGGAGAGACAGUGGAAUGAAGGGCAGAGCUUCCUACUGCAGCAGGGCGCGCAGGGAGACGUGGUGGGGAUGUUGAAGUCACUCCACCAGCUGCAGGAGGAGAACAGGAGACUGGAGGAGCAGAUCAAAACUCUGACCAUGAAAAAAGAGAGACUGCAGCUCCUCAGCGCUCAGCUGUCUGUGCCGUUCACGCCCACCGUGACCCCGUCCGAUGUGAAGGGAGCCACCGACUCAUCUCUACCAGGUGCAGCUCAGGACAGCGCGUCAUGUGGCAGUGGCUCCACCUCCUCUCUCUCCACCCCGCCCUCUGUCUCUCAGAGCCCACCACAAGUCAAUGGCGUUGCCACCAUAGGAGUGGCGCCGGCCGGGUUGGGAGGUGUGGCAGGGCUAAUGGGCGCACUUGGCGCAGGAAGCGCUCUGGGAAUGGGGGGAAUUGUCGGGGCUCUGAACGGAGUGAUCCAGACGCCGGUGGGCACUGCCAGCCCUCACGCACACACUACAGGCUCAACGACGGGCGUCACACUACCCGUCUCGAACAGUGCCGCGCGGCUCGGCCUGCUGACGGAGCAGCAGAGACUCCUCCUGCAGCAACAUCAGCUCCAGCAGCUGCUGAGCUCACAGCCUUCAGCGGAGCAGCAGCAGGUGUUGUUCUACCAGCUGAUGCAGCAGCAGCAGGACCUGCAGCAGCUGCACUCGUUCUCCUCCUCUGCUCAGAUCUCCUCCAACUCACUCUCCUCCCCUCAGCUUCCCAUCGGCAACCUGCUGCCCACCGCCGCCGCCCAGAGCCAAGGCACCAUCACCACCAACCCUUUCCUGGCGCUCCAGCACGCACACACCGACACUCACGCCUCCCCGGGAGCCCAGAAGCCACGGCUCGCCGAGAAGGCCAUGGGUGUCGCCGGGCAGGAGAAGACAUGACGGCAGGCAGCCCUCUGUGUUCUCUAAACAAAUAUGCAGAGUUUUUGAAGCGAUCACCGUGUUGGGCAACUUAGCGGCGCGGUGACGAGAACGAUGAGCAGCGAACGGGAAGGCAACCAUAACGGACACGAAUCACACAAAAGAGAAAUGAAGCAGGAAGUGUUGCGGAAAUUCCAGCUUUUUAUUAUUAUUUUUUUCCUUUAAGUAAAAUUUGUAGACGACCAUAAAAAUCAUCACUAAUACAAUCAAAAACAUAUUUAUUGACAUAGAGCCCAACGGAGUUCCAUUGUAUGACCUCUGACUUUGUUCACGACGCUAACGCUGCUGCUGCUCCACAUUCAGAGCUUUAAGCACGUUAAACACAAUAAGGCUGUGCUUACACCAGUGUUUUAACCAUCAACAUUUCAUUUCAAAGAAAUUUGCAAUGAAUUUCGUGUAGAAAACCUAAUUUAUUUGUGGCAGCGGUUCAUCUCAAAUUGUCACGUUACUGCCGAGGAGGCGGCGUAAAGGCUGUGCAAAACGUCAGCGGCUGUCAUAUUAGCUAACCGUAUCAUAUCAGACUGAGUCAAAACUCAAAUUUUGGCGUACCAAAGUACAAACUGUUACAAAAACAGUUUGAUGUAGAUUUCAGCUGCAAGAAAAGCAGCUACAGUUUAUUUGACUGUUCUGUUAGCAUUUUUUCCUCUUAAUUGCUAAUUUAUUCUUGCGGCUACAGAUGUGAGACUCAGCGGUCAUACUGAGCGCGUGAAGGUCUGACGCUCUGAGCUGCUACAACAGAACCCAGUGGUGCCGUGCUCUGAUUAACAGUAUAUUACAGGUACUGCUGUUUUCAUGAGAUACUAACAAUGUAAAAUUGUUGCUGUUUUUGUGUAAUUUGUUUAGUCAUUUUGAAUUUUGACAGGAUUUGUAUGUGACACGGCGAAAUUCCCACAAGAUCAGGUGCAUCACAGACACAGGUUAUGAAAAGAUGGAUACGAUACAGUUAAUCACUGCUUGGUCCUACUCGGUUAGUAGUACUAGUACUGCAGUAUGUUGGUGCUAAUGCUGGGAAGAAAUGUCUCAUAUCUGUAGCCAUGAUCUUUAUUAAUUGUGUAGCAAACUAGCUAGCAGAGUCCUUUUGUUAUAGCUUGUUCAGUUAUCGAGCUAGCUAGGCUAGUUAGCAUAUAGCUUAUUCUGUUCAUUUUUUAGCAUAUUUUUGAGUCAUAUUACACUUGAUCAUUCAGACAGUCACACCCCCAUGUUUUUAUUUUAUUUUUAUUUUAUUUAUUUUUUUUUUUUGGUUAGUGAUCUUGUAGUUCCGAUGCUGGAUAUUUAUGUUCGAUGAUUAGCUCCAUGUUUUAGCUGUCAGGUCCCGUCAAAAUUAGUCUGUGUCUCAGCCCCGCCCAUUCUACUAUCUAUGCAUUAAAUUUACUGUUGAUCCUUAAAGUGGCUGCAGUGGGCUAGCAUUAGCAGUUAGCCUAGCUAGCAUACAGUAGAAUGUUACAUGUAACUCUGCACCUUCCGGUUGACAUACAUGAGCGUGUUUUAUAUGCAGCAUUAGAUCACAUGAUCAUGUCCAUUCUCUUAGCGUGAGAGUUGACCAACAAGUUGACGUCUCAGCAAGCUUUUCAUUAAUGUCUCAGUAUUUUCCGACCUGUUCUCUCACUUUUGUUGUUCUACAUUUCUCGGUGUGUGGUUUCUCUUCCCUUUUGAUGAUACAUUUAGUUGUUUUUCUGUUGCACUCCCGUCAGUCUCGGUCCGGUUGCUCUGCUCUUUCCAGAGUUUAGCACUCAGUUAGCACACAAGCUAACGCGCAACUGCAGUCCUAAACGACAAAUCAACAAAAAAAAAUCCACAAAUGACAGAUAAUGUUUCUCUACGGCAGGACUUAAAGGCUGUUUUAUGCUUCUUUAUCGGAACAGAUCAAUGUCUCGACACGAGGAAUAAGUUGAAUAAAUGAAAACCGGCAAUGCUAAGACAUGUUGACGUGGAGUCCUUCCAAAUCCCAACAAAAUGUUGGGAUAUAAUUGGCCAAAUUUCAAAUUCAUCUCCAUCCUUUCAGUGCUGCACAUUAAAACGGCAGUUCUGAAGAAAAGCUAAAGUUGCACACAAUUACAGUGUUGAUAUAUUACUACCAGAAAUCAGGUUUUGAAAUGUUCCUAUUUAAAAUAAAACUGAGAUGCCUCUUCUGCUUUAUUAAAUAAAAUAAAUUAUCAAGUUACACAACUGAUUUUAUGCAAAAUAUCAAGGUCACAGUAACAUAUUGCAAGAGGAUAUAUUGUAGAUUAGUGCGUAUUUGCCCAAUGUGGUGAAAAAUAUUUGAACAAUCUGGUGUGGAUUAUUCACAUUUGAGGUCUGUGUUGGUGAAUGUUGACAAGAAAUUCACAUCAGUGCAGAAUCACUUCAAAAAUUGAGUGGAAAUUGUAGGUGGCUAGUGUACUAGCUAGCUGUCUCAGCUAAUCUACAAAUGAUUAAGUUUUGUUUGUUCCAAAGACUGAUACUGUUGUUUCCAGUUGUAAGACAAGGCUGAAUCUUACAAAUAUUCCCUUGAAGUAUAUUUGUUUGACUUGUGAUCCCGUUAGCUAGCAUAGCUCAGUCGUAACUGCACCUUGCAAACCAGCUAGUAUACUUGCCAACAUUAAGAGUAUAGUAAAACCAUUUUUUUUAAUGCCAAGACUGUUAGUUUAAGAAUACUUGUACAAAUAAAAAGUAUCUGUACAUUCAUUUAACAAAUAAUACUUUACAUUGUACUUGGUGAGAAUGUGGUGUUCCACUCGGAUUUCUGCGUUGUCACAUUGACAGGUCCAUAGUUAUGCAUGCAUGUUCUCAUGCACGUGGAUGGAGAAGCAUUACUCAGCCUUUAAGAACAGCAGAUGUUUUGACGUCUCGUCCUGACGGGAAAAGUUAGGCGGAAGUUUUGUGGGAUCAGCCGCGUGUUCUGACUGUCGCCUCCAUUAGCGUCGCUCCCACGGCACCUCCUUCCGUCACCGCAGAAGCCUUGCUUUGACUGGCUCCUCUCCGGUGCAGAGGGUUCAGUCAGCGAAGACAAAAAAUAAAUAAAUUAACCCCACAACAUAGAAUUGAGCCGGCGCGGAGCCGGCGCCACCGUUAAGGUCACCUCUUCCUGAAUGAGCCCCCUACUGCACCUACCUCUCGGGCGGGACCAGCCUAUCAGGACCUACGGGCCCGCACCAGCCAGGACUGGCAAAGCAGGGUCCAAACCCAAGUGCCUGAGGCCACGCGGGGGAAGGCGGGGCUUAUCCUCCUCUCGCCAGAGUCGCUGUCUUUCAGUUCAGUUCUCACGACGCUACUGGUAAUUAAGCUGCGUUGCUAAGGCAACAUAUUAAUAAACACUUACUGUUUCUUUAACAAAACCAGGAAAUCAUGUUCUGCUGCGUUCUCGCAUAUCAAAGCCAACUGUAUAGUUUUUUUAAUUAUUAUUAUUAUUUGGGGUUGGUCUAAGGGGCAUCAGGGGCUCCGUUUUACAUCCCGCUGAUGUUCAGAUUUAACAUCUUUUUGUUUUUUAUACUACUGCGUGAUUUUUUUUUUCCUCACCUAAUCAGUCUAAACUUGCUGUAAACCUUUUUAAAGACAUUAACUCUGUUUGAAAGCUAGGCUUGAUAUUUGGCGGCUGGGAGCGUGGCCUGUACAUAGCUGCCUGGUGGCAGUUUUUACCUCGUUAAAUGUACAGAAACAUUUGUGGUUGGCCGUUGGUGUAAAUAAGUGAUUGUGAUUGGCUGUGCUGGUGUGAAGGAAAGCCAUUGAAGCCUCAUGGUGUGUGUGUGUGUGUGUGUGUGUGUGUGUGUGUGUGUGUGUGUGUGUGUGUGUGUGUGUGUGUGUGUGAGUGUGAGUGUGAGUGAGAGAGACUCUUAGGACCAGACAAAAAGGUCGACAAUGACUGGAGACAGAAAGUAUUAAUUUAUUUUUAUAUGUGCAGGGAGGUGUUUCUUUUUUAAGUUUUGCACCAUUUUCUGGAUGAGAUGCUGUUUUAUACUCUGGGCACCGUGUUUUCAUCUGUGCGCACAUUUCUUCGAUUUUUGUAUAAAAAUAAAUAACAGGCUAAAAAUUCUGACAUUGUAUUUCAAAACAAAAUAAAGAAACACUGUGGGGAAAU